This is a messenger RNA of Zasmidium cellare ATCC 36951, 1779 nucleotides long. RefSeq lists its product as uncharacterized. Gene Ontology annotation, molecular function: sulfate transmembrane transporter activity. Gene Ontology annotation, biological process: transmembrane transport. NCBI's taxonomy places the organism in Eukaryota, Fungi, Ascomycota, Dothideomycetes, Mycosphaerellales, Mycosphaerellaceae. The record is from RefSeq and is a predicted model, not a curated record. Bases 1 to 1779 code for a protein of 592 amino acids. The transcript is spliced from 8 exons. Gene Ontology annotation, cellular component: membrane.
AUGCAGGCCCUGGACACUUAUAAGUUCUUGGGGCCCGUCUCCAAAGCCUGGCGAUCUCUCUUCCACUCCCAGGAUUUCGCCUACGAACUUGUUGCAAUGGAGCAGAAGGAGCCUCACGCAGGACUGGAUGCUGUACCAGACCAGCACAGACGAAGAUCCUCGGUCACUGAGGCUAUCUCCAAAGGCUUCGAGGCCGCCAAUGUGCUGAGAAGCCCAACUCAAACGCUCGACCAAGGACAGAACCCUCAUGGCGACAGCACCACAUUCGCUUCGAAGGGACUUGACGUCUACUACAGACCGAGCGAUGGAUGGGAGGGUCUACACCGCUACGAUCCAGACUUCACCUGGGAGCCAGCGGAGGAGAGGAAGCUCAUCAGGAAGCUCGACUGGAAGAUCUGUACCUUCGCAUGUCUGAUGUUCUUCGCUUUGCAAUUGGAUCGUGGAAACAUCUCACAGGCCUUGUCCGAUAAUAUGCUUAAAGACCUUCACAUGAACACUAAUGACUACAACAACGGGCAGACGAUCUUCUACUGUUCUUUUCUGUUCGCUGAAUUGCCAUCGCAAAUGAUUUCGAAGAGACUUGGACCUGAUCGAUGGAUCCCAGUCCAGAUGGUUUCCUGGUCGUUAGUGGCAUCCAUGCAAGCGUUCCUCAACGGUCGAACAUCAUUCUUCAUCUGCCGAUGGCUUCUUGGAAUGAUAGAAGGAGGCUUCAUACCCGAUACGAUCCUCUACCUCAGCUACUACUACACCAGCAAGGAACUUCCCAAACGUUUGAGCUUCUUCUGGGUUGCUUAUCAAUCGACUUCGAUCAUUUCCGCUUUCUUGGCCUACGGAAUUUUACGACUUCGCGGUUACAACGGUCUCGCUGGGUGGCAGUGGCUCUUCGCCCUCGAGGGCCUGCUCACUGGAGUGAUCGGCAUUGUCGCUGCGUUCUAUCUGCCACCCAGUCCUUACAAGACUGCCUCUUGGUUCCGAGGGAGGAAGGGCUGGUUCAGCGUGGAGGAAGAAAAGAUCAUCGCUAACCGUAUCUUGAGAGAUGACCCUUCGAAGGGUGACAUGCACAACCGUCAAGGUCUGAACCUGACCACGCUUGGGGAUGCUUUGAAGGACUGGCACAUGUGGCCGUUAUAUCUAAUCGGACUUUCGUGGACCAUCCCGAACACACCACCAACAAGCUACCUAACACUCAACCUCAAAGCCUUGGGUUUCGGGACCUUCACCACCAAUCUGCUCACCAUCCCGUCCUCCGUUCUCUUCAUCAUCCAGCUGCUGUUCUGGACUUGGCUCUCGGAGAAGAUCAACCAGCGUUUCCUGCUUGGCGUCGUCAACGGACUGUGGACACUCCCUCUGCUCAUUGCUCUAGAGGUUCUCCCCGCUGACAGCUCGCAUUGGGCGAGAUGGGCUAUCGCGACGCUCCUCGUUGGCUACCCAUAUAUCCACGCCAUCCUGGUCGCCAUUACCAGUCGCAAUGCCGGAACUGUUCGGACGAGGACUGUCGCAUCGGCGAUCUAUAACAUGAGCGUGCAGAUGUCGAACAUCAUCUCAUCGCAAAUCUACCGAGACGGUGACAAGCCGCUGUACCGCAAGGGCAACGCGGCGUUGAUUGCUAUCACCGUUUACAAUAUCUUGAUGUUUAUCGGGUUGAAGAUCUUCUACGUGACUAUCAACAAACGCCGAGACGCAAUCUGGAACGCCAUGACAGCGGAAGAGAAGGAGGAAUAUCUCAGUACCACGAAAGAUCAGGGAAAUAAGCGCUUAGACUUCCGUUUCGCUUCAUAA